AUACUAAGUGGUUAGCUCAUGCUUAAGAAGAAACUAACCUGUUAAAAUUGGUAGCAUGUUUUUCCAGACUUACAUAUAUCGCAACGUUGUAUGUGUCUCUAAGAUCAUUGGUUCAAUAAAAUAUCAGCACAACUAGCUUCUGUUAGCACAAUUAUUUAAAAUAUAAUCUCAAAUGCAAACAAUGAAGUCAAAAUAUGUAGAUAUAAUACUGUAUGCUGUCAAGAAGCGAGGGAAAAAUAAAAAGUGCAGCUGAUUGGGGCAGGUCAUGGUUGAUUUUAAGUCCCAAGACAAGUAAAAAUGAAACAAGUUGAUGAUGAUGCAUCGUGUACAGAACCUUAAGUAGCAAAGGACACAAAUGUUCAACACCAGAAUUGAAAUUCAAAAGUUGCAUUAAUAGAAUCCCCAUUCCUACACAAAAAUACAUUUUAUGUGCAGAGAAUUUUUAUUUAAGCAACAAGCAAAGCUGGUAGGAAAAUGUUUGGAUUUGGAGCAUUUUGUUUAUCAUUUGUGAAUUCAGGAGUUGGUUAAAAAGUUGGGGGCAUGUUUUUCUUAUCCGGAGUACUUACUAUUUUAUGCAAAGUAUUUACCCUUUUUAUACAAAGUAGUCUUAAUAGGUUUGGGACUGGGUGUUGUAUACGGAUCAGUUGGAAGCCCCAGCAAUGUCUAUGCAUAAGAAAAGCAGAAAGCUUAACAUUACUUCUAGAUCAAUUGUUUCAAAUAUCCAUUUUAAACAUUACUUGAAGUUCAUAGUUCUGUUAUGCUUUAAACAAGCUUAAGUAAUUAACAGUUUUAUUGUAGUUUCUGCAUCAAAUUUCUGAGGCUGCUAAUAUCAUUCCACGUCCUUUAGGUGUAGUGGUGGUACUAAGUGUGCACUUGAUUGGUUGUCUUUUAAAAUCAUACGUGUUACAAUGUAUUUCAAAGGAGCAUCAUUCAUACUUCACAAAUUGUGCUUGUUGAGUAACUUUAUUUCAAAUAUUUAGUUGAAUUUCUUUGUCUGAUAGAACUAAUAUUUAAGCCUUGAAUAUGUCAUAAAGAUUAAUGUUGGCAUUUCAGAUGUUGCUACCUCGGUUUUUCUGAUCCAUUAACAAGCAUAUAUAACUAGCUUGGUUGUCUGCUUCUGCAUUAUGACUCAUCAAUCUUUCUCUCAGGUAGAAAAUCUUACUCAUGAAGCCCAGCUUCAGGAAGUUGAGCUGGAAAGGACAACUAAACAGCUGAAGGAAGCAAUAGCAAUUGCAGGAGAAGAGACCGCUAAAUGCAAAGCAGCUAAGGAAGUUAUCAAAUCACUGACUGCCCAAUUAAAAGACAUGGCUGAAAGGCUACCAGUAGGAGCAGCCCGAAACGUGAAAUCACCCUCCUUUACUUCACUUGCCUCAACUCCUUCCAAUGAUGUUCCUAAUGUUUCUCUUGUUCGUCUGAAUGGUCAAAUGGCAUCUGAAGGACCAGACACAAAUGGAUUAUACAGCCAGCUGCUGUCUAAUGGCUCUAGUGCCGCCAGCAUCCGUAAUUCAGGUUACAACAAACAAGGCCAUUUGGAAGCAACAUCUAGAAAUGGAAGCAGAACAAAAGAUGGUGAAUCACAUCAUGAAGCUGAAUGGGUUGAGCAAGAUGAGCCUGGAGUAUACAUAACACUUACCUCCCUGCCAGGAGGUGUCAAGGAUCUUAAGCGAGUACGCUUCAGGUGCGUUUUUUAAGGGAGUCCAACUGUAAUAAUCUGAAUCAACCACUUAGUUUCCUGUGGUAAAUGAUUAUAUUUAUUAGUAUUAACAUAAAUGUGCAUGUCUAUUCCAAUGCAUCUGCACACUCAUCUUCUGUCUUAUUUGUUUGUUAAGUUCCCUUGAUGUAAAAAUUUGUGGUAAACUUUGAGUAUUAAUCUAAGCAUCAGGAAGAAUGUUUCAGCA
Messenger RNA from Hevea brasiliensis (rubber tree), 1898 nucleotides. RefSeq names its product PH, RCC1 and FYVE domains-containing protein 1-like. Bases 1125 to 1691 code for a protein of 188 amino acids. The record is from RefSeq and is a predicted model, not a curated record. NCBI's taxonomy places the organism in Eukaryota, Viridiplantae, Streptophyta, Magnoliopsida, Malpighiales, Euphorbiaceae. The transcript has 2 exons.